AUGAAAGAGCCUACCCAAGACAGUAUUGGUUUUGAAAACCGCCACACAGAAGCAAACGAAGAUAUAAAAGAAGAACAACACGAAGAACUGGUUGAUUCGUUGCUCUCUGGUAACUUAUUUUUAGCUCAUUUAUUUCCACAUGAUGCUCCUGAUAUUGCAAAGAUCACAUGCUUGCAGGCUAACAGCCUCAACUACAGCCAAGGGUUAGCAUGUAACAUUAGCGAAACUUUGUUUAGCGUGGAGAAUAUAACUGGGAGUUAUGAAGAUGGCUUCAAUGAAGACUACAACUAUGACUACGACAGUGAUGAGACUGCACUGCCUCUUGGCGAAGUCGUGGCUGUCUCAUUGUUCUAUAGCUUCACCUUGACUAUUGGCGUGGUUGGUAACUUGUUGGUGAUCGCUGCUGUGGCUAGGGACAGGCGCCUGAGGUCGAUUACAAAUUUGUUUUUGACUAGCCUCGCGUCAGCCGACCUGGCCUUGUUGUGUUUCUGCGUUCCUGUGAAGUGUGUUGCCUUCUUCACAUUCUCCUGGACGUUUGGCUUGCUGCUGUGUAAGUCGGUGCACUACUUCCAGAACGUGGCCAUGGUGUGCUCAAUUAUGACCCUGACUUUAAUGAGCAUAGAAAGAAACAUCGCAAUCCUGUUUCCUUUGAGGUCGAAGAUGAUCUGCACUCGGAGAAGGGCUAGAAUCCUGGUGGUGGUAAUAUGGGCUGGAUCUAGCGUGCUGGCACUGCCGAUACUUGCAGGGCAGAAACACAAGAUGGUGGGGGUCAAGUACAAAGGUUACUGGUGUCUCAAGGACUGGGACAAUCCUGUCCAGGGUGUCCUCUUUGAGUCCUACAUGCUGGUGCUCCUAUUCCUGGUGCCAGUAGGCGUCAUGGUGGUGUCCUACACAACCAUCUGCAUGGAACUGUCCAGAGGAAGCAAGUUUCGCCGUCAAGCAACCAGUAUAUC
Candidula unifasciata is the source of this 953-nucleotide messenger RNA. Lineage: Eukaryota; Metazoa; Mollusca; Gastropoda; Stylommatophora; Geomitridae. The record is from the annotation of a GenBank genome assembly.